This is a messenger RNA of Rhipicephalus microplus (southern cattle tick), 356 nucleotides long. RefSeq names its product putative nuclease HARBI1. The record is from RefSeq and is a predicted model, not a curated record. NCBI's taxonomy places the organism in Eukaryota, Metazoa, Arthropoda, Arachnida, Ixodida, Ixodidae.
AUGCAGGACUUCUAUGAAGUGGCCGAAUUCCCUGGCAUGACGGGAUGUAUAUACCACACGCACGUGCGGAUUAAAAGCCCCGGUGGUGAACGUACCGAAGUGUUCCGCAACCGCAAAGGCUAUUUCUCCUUCAGUGUGCAGGUGGUGGCUGGACCACAACUCCAGUUCUUCGACAUUGUUGCAGGCUGGCCCGGCUCUGUUCAGGACAGCAGGAUUUUUGACAACUCUCGCUUGCGGGUGCUGUACGAAGAAAACCGGGUGCCCGGAGUGCUGUUGGGCGAUGCUGGAUACGCAUGCCAGCCAUAUUUAUUCUCAUCGUUUUCAGAACCAGGCCUUACUGACACACCCAAAGGAAG